Messenger RNA from Pogona vitticeps (central bearded dragon), 948 nucleotides. RefSeq names its product RNA polymerase II subunit G (gene POLR2G). The record is from RefSeq and is a predicted model, not a curated record. Lineage: Eukaryota; Metazoa; Chordata; Lepidosauria; Squamata; Agamidae. Gene Ontology annotation, cellular component: P-body; RNA polymerase II, core complex. Gene Ontology annotation, biological process: positive regulation of nuclear-transcribed mRNA poly(A) tail shortening; nuclear-transcribed mRNA catabolic process; transcription initiation at RNA polymerase II promoter. Gene Ontology annotation, molecular function: single-stranded DNA binding; single-stranded RNA binding; translation initiation factor binding.
GGAGAAGCGCGGCACAGCCAAUCAGGAGGCUGGGUUGCAACUUGUAGAACGUGGAGGGUUCGAGCGUUCCUUCCGGUCCAGCUGCAAAGCUGGGACAAUGUUUUACCACAUUUCUCUGGAACACGAAAUCCUGCUACAUCCACGUUACUUUGGGCCAAAUCUCCUCAACACGGUGAAGCAAAAGCUGUUCACUGAAGUGGAAGGGACCUGCACCGGCAAGUAUGGCUUUGUAAUCGCGGUGACCACCAUUGACAACAUCGGCGCAGGUGUGAUUCAGCCCGGGCGUGGCUUUGUCCUUUACCCUGUCAAAUACAAAGCCAUUGUCUUCAGACCAUUCAAGGGGGAGGUGGUGGACGCCGUCGUAACCCAGGUGAACAAGGUUGGGCUCUUCACCGAAAUUGGACCCAUGUCUUGCUUCAUUUCCCGGCAUUCCAUUCCUUCCGAGAUGGAGUUUGACCCCAACUCGAACCCACCGUGCUACAAGACCGUGGAUGAGGAUAUUGUGAUCCAGCAAGAUGACGAAAUCCGGCUGAAGAUUGUGGGGACGCGAGUGGACAAGAAUGACAUCUUUGCCAUCGGCUCCCUCAUGGAUGACUACCUCGGUCUGGUCAGCUGAAGGACGUUGUUCCCCGAAAUUCCCCCGGCUGGAGGUGAGCUUUGGCUCUCCGUAAACAAACCCUGUUUGGGAUUUUAUUUCAGCUGUAUUUACAGCAUCCGUGGGGCCCAGAAAUGUGUGGCUCCUCCUUCAUUAAAAUGUUCUUCUUGCGUUCUCUCCUUUGCACCGCUGGGACCUUGCGCUUGGUUACGAGUUGUUUAUAUCCCCGCCUUUCCUUGUGUGAACACGUGUGAAACUUAAUAAAAACAUAGUAAGUGAGCGUCAAAAUCCAGUAAGUUACGUUUGAUGGUGUUAAAAAGAAAAGUCAAUAAAGCAGCCGUUUGAGGAAACAA